AUGCUCUUUACCGCGAAAAAACCGCUAUUUUUACUACUGCUCUUACUGCUCUUGCCAGCUUUAUGCUGUGCCCUCGAAAUUUCUGAUGCUGAUGUUAAGCCUUCGCCCAUGGCAACCAGCUAUCCUUCGGCCCAUGUCCCCCGUGACGAAGAACCCGCUGUCGCUGUUCCCGCUGAUCGUUUUAGAUCGCUCUUCUCUUCUCUUGAAUCCACGGCUAAAUCUCUGGUCGACCAAACGGAAACGCUGGUAAAGACCAACCUGUUAAAGGCUCGAGACACGCUUCCUCGUGUCGUUGUUGUUGAUGUUCCUGUUUACGUCAAGUCCCAAAUUGGUUUACUCAAACUCAAUGUUGGUUCCGCCAUGGCUCCUUUGAAGCACUACAAGAAAUACCUGCAUGCCCAAACCAAGAAAGUUUCCAAGGAACUCCAGCUUAAUAAAGCUACUCGUCCCGCUCUGUUCUACUCCUUUGAUGAUUUCCUGUUUGAUAUGGCCAACUACUUCCCUUGGUUGAUGAAACUGAACCUGACUCCCUUUGAAACCGCUGCCGCUCGUCGCAAACAUAUUUAUCAGAAUGUCUAUGGUUCUGACAAAUAUGACAGUGCCCAUGCUGACCUGAUUCGUGCCCGUGUCGCCCGCUGGACCUCGCAAAGCGCCUCGAAAACUGACGUUUUCCUUAACGAGGUCGUCUCUGACUAUGAUUUCUAUCUUGAACAAGCCCGAUUCGAAAUUGAUGCCUCCCUCGAUUACCUGAACGACUGGGUCUACCAAGGAUCUGAAGCUGUACCUUUGCCUCCUAUGGAUACUUCCCAACUGCAACAGACCGCCAAUUUAAUGGACCACGCUGUUACCACCGCUUUUGACGGCGAUUUGCUGACAUCAUUCAAUCGUCAGUUCCAGGUCGCAGUUUCGAUGACCGGUCCGCUUCGUCGCCCCUUGGAAGCCAUCCGCCACAACGUCAUCAACGAUAUCAAGCAAAUCUAUGAAUCUGUUUUCCCGGAUGCUGUCCAGGACAUCCACACGUUUACCGACAAGGCUCAAACCAGGCUGAACCACCUCUAUGCGACGAUCCAACACAGUCACCGCAACGGCCAACUGGUGGACCGUGACAUCAGACGAAUUCUUGCUGACGAAAUCGUAAAAUCCCGGAACUCCUUGCACUUCCAACUGACCCAGCUGGAGAUGGCCAGAUCCCGCCUGAAAACGGCCAGAAUGCAUAUCCACUCGGUUUGGCACGACACUCACGAUGAACUACGACCUACGCCGUUCACCUUCAACUAUUGGUACGACGCCGGCUACAAGCUCCGCAACCAAUUGCAGUCGAUAAACCACUGGCAGCAACGAGUGCUUCCUCGUUGCUCCUGCUCUCUGACCUGGGGCGAUCAACCCAGGCCCCGGAAACCACUUUUCAGAAGAAGAGUCACCUAUUAA
Molecule: messenger RNA, 1428 nt
Organism: Radiomyces spectabilis
Lineage: Eukaryota; Fungi; Mucoromycota; Mucoromycetes; Mucorales; Radiomycetaceae
Exons: 2
Coding region: 1-1428 (475 amino acids)
Source: RefSeq, a predicted model, not a curated record